Messenger RNA from Phialemonium atrogriseum, 1882 nucleotides. Its product is annotated as L domain-like protein. The record is from RefSeq and is a predicted model, not a curated record. Lineage: Eukaryota; Fungi; Ascomycota; Sordariomycetes; Cephalothecales; Cephalothecaceae. Gene Ontology annotation, molecular function: protein binding. The coding region runs from base 373 to 1509 and encodes 378 amino acids. The transcript is spliced from 3 exons. Gene Ontology annotation, cellular component: cytoplasm.
UAUAGAGACUUGAAGACUGUACCGCUUCUCUGCUACCAUCCACAAGGCUACAAUGGUCUGUGGCUUGCGUUAACAUAAAUGGGAAUAUACGGAUACCAAGUUCCAUACUGUAGUGAUAACGCAACGUCAUUAAUUUUCAAGGCUCGAAAUCCCUGCACACACUACGUCGUUGGAAGACCCCCCUCACUGGUACUGUACCUAGGUACCUAAAUAUCGUUCACCUUGGACAUUCGCCCUGGGAUUCCAAGCCCCAUCAACUUUCGCAAUUGCCUAGAGAGAGUCUGCUACGGGUAAAGAAACCCUCCUUAUCGCAACCUUUCAGUCGUGAAGACUCGCGUCCAUCUAUUGCCUAUCGCGGCAGAGCCGGUCGCGAUGGCCGAGUCUGGAGAAGGGAGCCGGUCUCCAGGCCAUCACAUCGAGUUAGUCGACGACAACCCCUCACCGCGGCACGAAGGCGAGUUGAGUCCAGGUUUACGAGACAGCAAAGGGUGGGAUGGAAAGUUGAGAGUUCCAAAGUCCGCACUCUUGCACAACCCCGAGGCCUUGUCGGAUCCAGAGUACUCGGAUGACGAGAACGUCUUUCGAGGGGAGGAGGUAGCCGCAGACGAAGAUCUGCUCGACGAUGAGCCAUCAGAUAGCGACGAGAUCUUCUGUACCCACUCGAGAAUCCAGUCCAUCCCCGCUUUACGGUUGGACCGGUUCAAGGAUUUGGCCCGACUUUGUCUACGGCAGAAUCUGAUACAAGACAUCGAAGGACUAUCAGGCGUUGCAGAGUCGCUGCAAGACCUAGAUCUCUACGACAACCUCAUCUCCCACAUCCGAGGGCUGGAUGAGCUGACACACCUCACGAGCCUCGACCUCAGCUUCAACAAGAUCAAACACAUCAAGCAUAUCAACCACCUCAAAGACCUGACCGAUCUGUACUUUGUGGCCAACAAGAUCAGCAAGAUCGAGGGCCUAGAUGGGCUCACCCACCUCCGCCAGCUCGAACUCGGCUCGAACCGCAUCCGGGAGCUGAGAAACCUCGAUUCGUUGGCAGCGCUGGAGGAGCUAUGGGUCGCCAAGAACAAGAUUACCGAACUCAGCGGCCUGUCCGGGCUCCCGCACCUGCGGCUCCUCAGCAUCCAGUCGAACAGGAUCCGAGACCUCUCCCCGCUCCGCGAAGUCCCCCAGCUGGAGGAGCUGUACAUCUCCCACAACGCACUGGAGUCGCUCACGGGCCUGGAGCACAACACGAAGCUGCGAGUCCUUGAUAUCUCCAACAAUAAAAUCAAGAGCCUGGAGGGACUCGGGCCUCUUGUCGAGCUAGAGGAGUUCUGGGCCAGCUACAACCAGAUCGCCGACUUCGCCGAGGUGGAGAAGGAGCUCGGCGACAAGAAGCAGCUCACGACAGUCUACUUUGAGGGGAACCCGCUGCAGCUCCGGUCCCCGGCGCUCUACCGCAACAAGGUGCGGCUAGCUCUGCCGCAGGUGCAGCAGAUCGACGCGACAUUCGUUCGAGCAUCCUAAGCACCCAUUCUGCCGACAAGGCGAGACCUUUUCUUAUCCGACUUUAUAUGAUGUAGACACGAAGCACAGCGUCCCGUUUAUGUGCGAACAGAAGCAUAAGGAGGCCAUGGCAUGGCACGGCAUAGCACGGCAUGGAAUGCCGUCUGGAGGGGCGGGAGGAUGAGUAAUGGAGAUACCGACAUUGUUUCAGCCAAAAGGAGUCCCCUCAUUCCCAAGCUUCAGGGGCGGUUGAAGGGUUGUUUUCAUAUGUUACCUUGGCUGGGACGGGGAUUCCUCAUCAUGCAUCGAGAGACCGGUCGGUUGGUUCUGUGGAUUUCGGUCAUUUAUGAAGGGGGAAAAAGAUACCUAGAGCUUUCACAUCAAAGCAGGGCGG